GUUUUUGGAGAGUUCUAUGCACACAUCAAAAAUCGUAAAAGCAAUCUGUUUAUUUAUUAAAUUCACAAUACUUUUUAAAGGAGCCAAAUUUAUGCGUUAUAACGAAUGUUAAGUGUUUAUCUGAUUUUAUAAUCGUCAUUCUACUGACCAGAGACAACUUGUCUCGGCUACUGACAUUGAUAUGGCACAAUUAGAAGAAGUUAAGAAAAUUCUUAGAAGUCUUUUAGUAUCAGCUCCAGUUAAAGUAACAGUGUCAAGUUUGAACAAGGAUUAUAGGUCUCUUGAAGGACGUGGUAUCCCUUUCAAGGAAUUAGGGUAUAAUUCAUUACUUCACCUGUUACAUUCUAUACCUGAUGUUUUAAGAGUAAAUGGUUCAUCAUUUGAAUCAGAAGUUACCUUGAUUAUUACUGAAAAGGUUGCUCAUGUUAACGAUAUGGUGAUGAAACAGAAAAAACCAAGUAAAGGCAAAAAUGCUCAUGCAGCUAGAAAAAGUGUGCUUCAGGAUCAUCAGUUGAAAUGCCAUCCUAGCAAGACAAAUGCUGACCUUCGUGGAAAUGAUUUAAUAAAAUUCAAUAAUGUCAAAUAUGAUGUGGGAAAACCAGCAUCACCUCAGAGUUGUUUUAAUGGUGUUAACAUAUUAUCACCUUUUCCGAGACCAUUGCUACCAAGAGAUGUGAAAGUUCCUUUAUUAACAAAACAAUUAGAGAAUAAUACGCCUAGGAUAGACUUGAGUUUUGAUGAAAAAUCAAGUAAUGCUUUUGAUAGUGAAGGAAAUAGUUCUACAUCAUCUUAUGGUUAUGUUCAGGAUAUUGUGGUGUCAGUUCCUUUUUCUCAAAGUUUACCCAUCAAAUGUGAGAGAGUUCCCAGUUUAUCAAAACAUAUGCCAGAAAAUGUCAAUAAAGAAGAAUCCAGUAUUGAGAAGCAAAGCUCUUCUUCUCCAUCAAGAUUUGAGAAAUUGAAAUUAAGUAGGUUAAGAAAUCGAAAUGAAAUGAACAAAAAUGAACUCAAAUCAAAGAAUUUGACAACAGUCUUAAGAGAUUGUAUUAACAAAAGUGAUGAUAUUAUAAGUUUUGAAGGCGAAAUAAAAAAAGUGCCUUCUGAAGUCCAGAGCAGAUUGAAAGAGCUAAUUAAGUUAUACCCAUCUGGAAUACGUUGUACUGAACUGCUCUCUUUAUAUAAAAAAAGGUAUUCUAAAAACCUGGAAUUUCAAAAGUAUGGAUUUGAUCGAUUAAUUAGCCUCUGCAUACAUUUGGAAAACAUUUUCUAUUAUGAGAUGGAGUCAGAUUAUGACUUCAAACUUUAUGAUAAAGAAAAUCCCCCAUUGAAUAAAGAUCAAAUAGUUAAAGGUAAUGAAGUAAUGAGUAUAUCAAAGGUCAUGCCAAAACCAGUAGAUCUUUCAUUAAUAAAAGCUGUGAAAUCUAAAGAUUGGGAAAUUCAUACAGAUUCAAUACCACAGGAUGCUCUCAAAUUAGGAGAAGUUGUGGAAAAUAAUUCACUUGAUGAAUAUGGCAUAGGAAAUACCAUUCAGAUAGUUAUAAGUGAAAUAUACAAUCCUAGUAAAUUUUGGAUUUAUAAAAAUGAUGGUCUUUUAAAUAAAAUGAUGAAUUCUAUGCAAAUUUUUUACAAGGAAAAUAAAGCAAAAUAUCUCAUUCCUGAGUUUCUACUUGAAGUUGGGCUUUACUGUGUUGUUCAUACUCUGAAUGAAUUUCAGAGAGCUCUGAUUGUCGAUCUUCUCCAUGAGAUAGGGGGACAUGUUAAGGUAUAUCUCAUAGACUAUGGAACUGUUACUAAUUUACCAAGAGAAAGAAUUUGGUAUUUGUUUAAAGAAUUUUGUACCAUACCUGCUCAAGCAGUGGAAACAAGUUUAGCUGGAAUUGAAGCAAAAGAGAGAUGUACAUGGUCUGAGCAAAGUAUUCGUAGAUUUAAGGAGAUGGUGAUUUCAAAACAGAUAUUUGCCAAAAUUCUAGAUAAAAAAGAACAUAUACUUCACAUUUAUAUUUCUGUCAUGAGUAUGCCUCUGAAAACAUUGAAUGAUUUGUUGGUUCAGGAGGGACAUGCUAAACAUGUAGCUAAUUGCAAAUUUCAGGAUGUCUAUACUAGUCCUUUGAAAGAUUCAAAUGAAGAGGUGAACCCUAGGAGAAAAUUAAUUGAGAAACUAAGAUCCAAAAACAAAAUUUUAUCAUGAUGACAUGAAAAACAUUUUUUUUAUGUGUUCGUUUUACCCCUAUGGCUGAAUAAUUUUUAUUUAUUCUUGAUAAUAUAUACAAGAAUCUAUUGUAAAUAUAUUAAUGAUAUGUUCUUUUUUGUUUUGUUACAUAAAGAAUUUAUUUGUUG
Molecule: messenger RNA, 2334 nt
Organism: Coccinella septempunctata (seven-spotted ladybird)
Lineage: Eukaryota; Metazoa; Arthropoda; Insecta; Coleoptera; Coccinellidae
Product: tudor domain-containing protein 5-like
Exons: 2
Coding region: 182-2185 (667 amino acids)
Source: RefSeq, a predicted model, not a curated record